This is a messenger RNA of Ostrea edulis (European flat oyster), 2210 nucleotides long. RefSeq lists its product as uncharacterized. The coding region runs from base 1297 to 2046 and encodes 249 amino acids. NCBI's taxonomy places the organism in Eukaryota, Metazoa, Mollusca, Bivalvia, Ostreida, Ostreidae. The transcript has a single exon. The record is from RefSeq and is a predicted model, not a curated record.
AAGGUUUAACGAUCGACAAAAUAACUAACUUCAAUUGACAAUUAUUGAUUAAAUAAAGUCUGGCAUGUCCUCUGUUGACGUUUCAAGAAAAGUAAACCUUACGGAAAAUAAUCUUUGGAAUAUAGAUAUUGUUCAACAGUUGAUGCUUAAACUCCUAGGCACCUGAUCCCACCUCUGAUGUGUCCAGGGCUCCGUGUUUGCCCUUCUCCUUUCUAUUAUUUAUAAAGUUUAUGAGAUUGAUCACUUUAGUUAUAACUUUCAUCAACUGUAAGAUGUAGCAGCAGAGUCCAGGCAUUUGACUGUUGUUUUUGUAUUCUUGGUAUAGAAACAUAGCAUAUGACACCGACAUGUUUUAUGGGUUGGGAACUGGGUAUUCUCUCUCUGACGUAGCCGACAUCCAGGCUUAUUCCUGUCCACUCGUCUAACGAGGAUAGGAACGGGGCUAUACAAUCCCAGACGUAAAUGAUUAGGCGAGUUAGGCUUAGGCGGAAAUCUUCACAGGUUAAAAAAAGUAUUUUGGAAAAAUCAACAACAUUCUUUCAAGCUUAAUUUUACAAGCCGAGAGCAAGCCCCGGUACUUAUAUAGACGCCCAAUGGCUCUAACGAGUUCUAGAACAUGAAAGGGGAUGGAAAUUGCUCCUACCAUUGUGGUAAAAGUGGGGGAUUCUCAGUCUACCGUAAGUCUAAGUUAGUUCUAUUGAUGUCAGCAUCGGCCAUUUUAAAGCUGUUUUAAAAUACAAGAAGGUGGUGACGGUUCGAAAUAGGAAAUUGUGAAACAACGUGUGAUCAUAUACAAAUGUGUUAUUGUUUGAUGUUUCACGUCCCAUCGAGAAUUUUCCUCUCAUAUUGAGACAUCACCAGCUGUAGAUGAAGCACCACAAAUUUAGACCUACGCUUCGCGCUCAGGGCCCUAGCAGUUAGGGUUGCUACACGGAACCUCCGUUUUUGAGGUCACAUCCGAAAGACCCGUGAUUCUCACUUCCAAUGCCGGACGCAUGGUGAAUGACCGAUUUGUUGCUAAUGUAUCACGAUAUAUCUUAAAUAAAGGUAAAUUUCGCCACCAUUGAUUGUCAAUGCAUGGCUAGUAAAGUAAACUGUGCCUUCCAAGCUCGAUUUGAAUGAACAGAUAUCCCCUAUCUUUCGGGGCCAAUUACACAAUGCUAAUAUUGCUGUGAUUGCUGUUUCAGCUGCGGCGACAGAGUCAGAAGAAACAAGCAUUUCCUGGGUUUUGUGAUCGUAUUUGCUGUAGUCAUCUACCUUUACUCUCACCAUCGUAAAAAUGACGUCACCGUGCACAUGUUACCCCCACAUCCCGUUCACACCGUAAAAAAUCCUAACGUGAUGUACUCACAAGCGGGGCAAGACGAGGGGGUAUACAAAAUAUUUCCAAAAGAGAAUGGAUUCUUUAUAGAAAUGGGAGCAUUCGAUGGGAAGCACUUGUCCAAUACUCUGUGGUUGGAGCGCAGACACGGUUGGGCGGGUCUCCUGAUAGAAGCUAAUCCCGACCUCUGUCGUCAAAUUGACGCUCACAAGCGACACGUAUGGCGACUAUGUGCUUGUAUCUUAGGUAACCAAAACAGUGUGGACUUCAUAAAGGACGAUGUGUUCGGGGGAAUGAAGGCAGUAGAGAAACAGAUACACCUGCUCAAGAGUCCCGAGGUCGCCAAAGUGCCGUGUUACUCAAUGAAAACCGUGCUGGACAAGAUCGGCAUACACCACAUAGAUUAUUUCUCACUAGAUGUGGAGGGGGCAGAACUUUUGGUACUGGAGUCAAUGAGGGAUGACCUGCUCUCUGGGAGACUCACUGUGGAUGUGUGGACAGUCGAGUUCUUAGUGAAAAGCAAUAAUUACGUGGAUUCUUUCAAAACAGAUGAUAAACUCAACAAAAUCAAGCAGUUUUUCUCCGAAAUUGGGGGAUAUUUUCCACAUUCUACAGCAAACCUUGCCACAGGGGAGCCCAUAGAUGUAGUGUUUGUUAACAUUAAAACAUGGUGCAAACUUCAUGAUAGACUUCCUAAUGAAAAAAGCUGCAAAAGUAACCAUUGAAUUUAAAGAUGCAAAUCCGUACAUUUAGAUAAUUUAGACUGAAAGAAAAUACUUGUACACAAAGGGUUUUUGUCUUUUAUUUCCAUGCAAACAAGGGACAUGUUUCAAAUUUGCAUAAAAUCACUCUGGUAUGUUACUUGAUUCAAUAAAUGUUUUUAUGUGCU